Molecule: messenger RNA, 2260 nt
Organism: Platichthys flesus (European flounder)
Lineage: Eukaryota; Metazoa; Chordata; Actinopteri; Pleuronectiformes; Pleuronectidae
Product: transcription factor 7-like
Exons: 8
Coding region: 143-1663 (506 amino acids)
Biological process (GO): canonical Wnt signaling pathway; regulation of transcription by RNA polymerase II
Cellular component (GO): beta-catenin-TCF complex
Molecular function (GO): RNA polymerase II cis-regulatory region sequence-specific DNA binding; DNA-binding transcription factor activity, RNA polymerase II-specific
Source: RefSeq, a predicted model, not a curated record
CAGUUGACACGGUGCGGGCAUCGAGACAUGUUUACGUCAAGUCCAGCAGGGGUCGCUGUUGGCUCUGAACGCGGUGUCUCUGUUUACCUGCCGCUGGCUCUCUUUGUCCGCUCCGAGACUCAAAGCGGCAGAAAGGAGGACAAUGUCCGCCGUGCAGCUGCUGCGGGUGUCGGUACAUGAGCGGAUCCGCGCGGCCGCUGAACACUUCCUGCUGCGGCUGGAGAAAGGAGAAGAACCGGCUCGAGUCCCGGCGCUGAGAGCGAUGCUCACCGAGCGGCUAACGGCGGAGAUCGUCGCUGUGUUUGAGGAAACCGUGGCGGAGUACGAGGACCGAGUGGAGCGGUCCGAGCGGGAGGUCUGCCGCCAGAGGAGGCUGCUCGAUGCCGUGAUGAAGCCCGAAGUCCGGCUGCACAAAGCAGACCUCCAGCAGGUGGUGCUGAGUAAAGCAGAGGUUCCUCCUGAGCUGCAGCAGUGGAGCCCCCUUGUGGACCAGGAGGACCCAGAGCCCCUAACCCCCCCCCACAUUAAAGAGGAACAGAAGGAACUAAGGAUCAGUCAGGAGGGAGAGCAGCUGGAGGAGGCUGAUAUAAUAAAGUUCACAUUUACUCCUGUCGCUGUGAAGAGUGAAGAAGAUGAAGAGACACCUCAGCUGUCACAGCUUCAUCAGAGUCAGACUGAGGAGAACAGAGCGAACUGUCGAGGACCAGAACCAGAACCAGCCGGGAACUCAGGUCCUGAGGGACAUUUCCACCAAGGUCCUGAAAACAAGACUUCAAACUUCUUUGAGCCUGUGGCUGAGAACAGAGGCGUUGAUUGGAGGAAGACCAGGGAAUCUCCAUCUUGUUUUAAUACAAUAAUAAACAAAUUUCCCUGCAACACACCUCCGACCGUGAGGCUCCCUCAAGGCCUGGAGAGGAUCCUGGCUAAUGUUGGAUAUGUGAAUGGAGAGCUGCUCUACAGAGUUCCAGCAGCUUCUCCUCUGGUUGCUGCUGCUUCUCAAGCGAAGCCGCUGGUUCCACAGAAGAGGAGGCGGGCCAACCCGCUGGACGACAGCCGGCCGUACAUCAAGAAGCCGCCCAACGCCUUCAUGCUCUUCAGGAAGGAGGAGCGGCUGAAGGUCGUGGCUGAGCUCAACAACGCCAACAGUGCCGCUGUGAACACCAUCAUUGGACAGAGGAGUCUGUCUGAAGCAGGAAGAACCGGAGGACGGGCUGUGUCUUCAUAUCAGAGCUCCAAAGAGGAAAACUCAUCUUUCAAGAAAAAGACAGGAAGGAAGAAGAAAGAACCACAGAAGGAAAAGCUUGUGAAGAUUUCAGUGGGUAUCAUGCAGAGGACUGAGGGUCGGCUGAGAGCUGUCAGAGGAAUGGUUCUACCCUUCAUAGUGCGACCUCUGGCAGAUGCAGAGGAAUUGCUGGAAGCUGCAAAACAAACAAUGAAGGACUUCAUCACGGGUGCACCUGUCGGCCCCUAUGUCCUGCUCUUUGCUGAUGGUACAGAGAUAACCACUGACCCAGGAACAGCCUUCACUCUGAAACUCUACAAGGAGGCAGUGAAGAAGUCGUACCAACGCAUCACAGUGUACCUCUGUACGGUUAAAGACCACUCCGAGCAUCUGAGCAACAUGAGAGACUCCGAGGAGAAGAGGUCCAGAACUCCCAGUUGAUCCAGUUUGGAACCAGGAGGCUCAUCAGAGGCUCUCACACUGGUUUAUUGUAGCUUCUCUCAAAUCUUAAGUACAACCGUGAUAUAUCUUCUAUUUGCAGGUAUUUGACUCGACCUUGAACAGAACCACUGAGGAUGUUGGAGAAUACUCAAGACAAACCAAGUCUUGAUUUGUCUUGAGUUUGACCGAGAGAGAGAGAGAAAAUAGUUCAAAUAAGAAACAAACAGGUUGAAGUGCUACGAGCACACAACCUCUCUCCAAAGGGCCGAGGAACAAGAGGUUGUUGGUUCAGGUCCUCUCCCUGAUGUCAGGGGCCAGUUCUUAACACCAUCUUCUGCAGCUGUUCCCUGUGGGACUCGAUUCUGAAGCUGAACCACAGGUUGAGGAGACGGCUGCUGCCAGCGGCCUGCUUGUGUAUUUCUUGUUAAUAUAUUGAUUGUAUUUAGUUACUGCAUAAUCAUCGUCCAUCGCCAUAAUAAACUUUGGACCAAAUGUGUGUGUAUUAACAUGACUCAGCGUUUGUUCUCACCUGCAUGUGGUGUGAUGGGCUCAGAUUGUUAUUGUCAAUGUUCCUCAAAUGAAACAGAAUUUUCUUUA